CAGUUAGGUAGGUAAACUACUGGCCUAGUUCUGAUCCUACUCGAAUUACAUUUUUGGCUAGGAUUUCUUGACCUCGAAUUUUUUUACGCGCGCGGAACGGUAAUUAAAGCGAUGUCCUUGGUCACAAGUUAUGGCGUAAACAAGAAGAAUUUCAAUUCAAGUCGAAAAUUGUUGGUCAAAAUCAAGCCCAGAAAAGGAAAAUGCUGGUUUACGACGGUAAUUACACAGAGUUUCAACAGAUAACCUUCCUUGGCGUAAGCUUUUCUGAAUCACUUGGUAAAUCUGGUGCAGAAUCGAGGAUUUGAUCAGUGACUGCGUUUCCAAGUUACUAUGAAAGUAUUGGGUCAAUUAAAGCUCUAUUUUACGAGAUUCUUAGCUCUUCUUGCCGGCACACAUCAUGGUGAGAUAAGCAAAACAAUCUUGUGCGUUACUACAGCUCUGUAUCUUGCAUGCCAAAUCGUUGUGGUUCUAAACAGAGAUCAAUGUAGCGCCAAAGUCUUAGCUGAACUCUCACGGGCUAAUGAAAGAUUACACCGUGUUGAAUCCACAUUGGAAACUCUCGAACAUACUGUCGUUGGAUUGCUGAAAGACAAGGGACGAACGCGAGGGAUAGUUGAACGUGUUGUACGCUCAACGCAUGGAAGAGCAGGACGACAAGCGACGAGGAGAAGUCGAAAUGAGAUACGAUAUUUAAAAAGAAAGAUGAAAUCCCUAGAGAAACGUCUUCUUCUUUCGCUCAACAAAACGAACGACAGUGAAGGACGACGAUGUAUACAUUUGGAUAUGAGACCAGCAAAAGACAAAAUAAAGAAUAAUAUGGGAACAAAAGAACCGAAAACCCCGAAACAAGAGGCCUCGGGACGGGACAAUCAAAGUGACAGCAGCAAAAGCAGCAGCAGCGGUAAACAAGCCGAUCAAAGAAAGAAACAAACGACUAAGAGAAAAACCAGUCGUAGAAAUACAGUGUUCACGCGCUGGGGAAGAACGCAGUGUCGGACGAGCAACAAAUCACGUACUUCUCUUGUUUACUCAGGUCGUGUAGCUGCAUCUCAUUAUACACACAAGGGAGGAGGAUCCAACUACUUGUGCUUGCCAGAAAGAGCAUUAUACACUAACCAGGGGAACAUCAGUGAAGACCAAAGUGCGCACCUCUAUCCUGUUAAAUACGGCAAAGUUAUGAACACAUUUUACAAAUUUUCGCCAAACGUAUUAAAAAAUUUUUCUCCAGCUGACCAGAAAAGAUUAACCGCUUCAUUUGACUUUAUGGACGUUCCGUGCGCCGUAUGUCGAGUAGACGGUGCGACGUCGGUACUGAUGAUACCCGCACGUAAUGUCUGUCCACGGACUGGGGACCGACAGUACCAUGGUUAUUUGAUGUCCCAGAAACACGAUUACGGGAAGUCAGAAUUUAUAUGUGUUGAUGUUGAAGCCGAAGGAAUACCAAACACGCGCAACCCUAACGGAGAUGCUUUUCUACAUUUGACUGAAUUCAAGUGCGGUUCACCGUCGUGUAGAGGUUACCAACAGCACAAGGCCCUAUCAUGUUCUGUCUGCACCGAGUGAUCAGAGCUAGCGCAAAAGGUGGACCCUCCCUACAUUUUCCAUCGAAAAGCCUGCAGCUGAUUUUGCGGAUAUUAAGAAACAAUUCCGCGCAACGAUCAUUUUAUUUAACCAUGAAAUAUUCUUUAAAACUAUAUCACUGACAAUUACCCCUAUUUUACGAAAAUAUGACGUCAUGGUGACGUUAGAGAAGCCAUCAGACGAUACACACGGGGUUCUAACCGCCAUGCACUUCGAAGGUCAGAUCCAGUGUUCUCCCGGACAUUGGCUGACGGUAAGAGCCUGGGUAUCAGUGCUUAAGAAGAAACUAAAAAAGUCAGAACAAGAUAUUGUAUAUCACUGAUGUAUAUUUUUGUGGUACUUGUUUGCGAGAAAGGCUUAACUUAUGUUUGGAAAGCUAGGGGUUUAAAAUUCUUUAAAAGUUUUUGGCCUGGCGUUUUAAGAUUACGCUGAAAAGGUUGGAAAUUUUUUGUGAAGCUUUUAUAUUCAACAGAACGAACAUGUAUAACAAAUAAAAUCAAGAUUCACUUCGAUAGUAACAAGGCUGUAAGAUAGGAAGUAUUGUAAGACAUGGUGUAUAUGAAAGCAAAUAAAAGUAUCAAGGCUGCAA
This is a messenger RNA of Actinia tenebrosa (Australian red waratah sea anemone), 2170 nucleotides long. RefSeq lists its product as uncharacterized. The record is from RefSeq and is a predicted model, not a curated record. Lineage: Eukaryota; Metazoa; Cnidaria; Anthozoa; Actiniaria; Actiniidae.